AUGUCCGGCGUUACCGACCAGCCGUCAUGGAGGAGAGCGCGCUUCUUCACCGGCGUGGUGCCGCGGUCGAGACACGGCCACCGGGCGGUGGCCAUCCGCGAACUGAUCAUAGUGUUCGGAGGGGGAAACGAGGGCAUAGCGGUGGACCUCCAUGUUUACAACACGGUGUCUAAACAGUGGUUCUUGCCUGCGGUGAGAGGGGACAUACCCCCUGGUUGUGCAGCCCAUGGCUUUGUCUGUGAAGGCACUCGCAUCCUGGUCUUUGGGGGCAUGAUGGAGUUUGGCAAAUACACCAACAACCUCUAUGAGCUGCAGGCAAGUCGCUGGCUUUGGAAGAAACUAAAGCCCAGACCUCCUAAAAAUGCCUUGCCACCUUGCCCUCGGAUUGGGCAUAGUUUCACCCUUGUGGGAAAUAAAUGCUAUUUGUUCGGAGGGCUGGCCAAUGACAGUGAGGACCCCAAUGGCAAUAUACCACGGUACAUGGAUGACUUCUAUGAGCUGGAGCUCCAGUCGGUUUCGGGGGCGAGGUGCUGGAGCAUUCCGGAGACAAAAGGCGGAGGCCCCUCAGCCCGGGAGUCCCAUUCUGCUGUGGCCCACACUGAGCUGGGCUCUCCUAAGCUCUAUAUCUUUGGAGGGAUGCAAGGUCGUCGCUUAGAUGACCUCUGGCAGCUUGAUCUCGAAACGAUGGUGUGGUCUAAACCUCAAACCAGUGGACCUCGUCCACUUCCCAGAAGUCUUCACUCCGCAAAUAUCAUUGCGAACAAGAUGUAUGUUUUUGGGGGCUGGAUUCCUGUUCCUGAGAACGAGAAACCUAACGCACAGGAAGUAGAAUGGAUUUGCACCAGCUCCUUAUAUGUGCUCAAUUUAGAAACAAUGACCUGGCAGAGCCUGGGCAUGGACAAGGAGGACCAGAUCCAGUCCCAGCUGCAGAGCCAAAGUCCUCAGGGAGAUGACCCUUAUUCGGACAGUCCCAGGGCCCGAGCGGGCCACAGUGCUACCACCAUAGGUUCCAGGCUCUAUAUCUGGAGUGGGCGUGACGGAUACCGUAAAAACUGGAACUAUCAGGUCUGCUGUAAGGAUCUCUGGUACCUGGAAACAGAUCGACCCGCCACCCCUGAUGCAGUGCUACUUGUCAAGUCCACGGUCAGUGUGCUCCACGUGGCCUGGCGUCCCCUGGCUGCAGCGGAGUGCUACAUCCUUCAAAUUCAGCCAGUAUCGCUCCCCAGCCCUCCCCCCACCGAUCCACCAACCAUGACUAUUGCUCCAGCUGACAUGGAGGCGAGCGACAGAACGCCUGAAAAUCAAGCAAGUGUCCAGUCCUCUCAGCCUGUGGGUGAAGACACCCAGACAGACAAAGAAAAAGCGUUAAAACUGUUCAAACCAGCUGUGCAGCAGGACAUGCCCUUGGGGGGGUCACAUGACUCGUCAGAACGCCACCCAGAACGAGGGCGGGGCUCGGAGCGAGAGACUAAAGCAGACACAGAGAGAAAGUGCCGCUCUCCUGAACGGCAGCCAGACGCAACGGUGUCUUCCCAAAUGACAGCAAGAGGGGAGAUGAGAGCACCUCAGCAACAGCCAGGUGAUGUUCCUCCUAGCAUAAAUCUUCAAGGUGUCGAACCUGUCACAGUGGACCAACAAACUGAGCACAACGCGCCUAAAAACUGGGUCCUAAAAGAGCCGGAGAACUUGAUGUGGUUUGAUGUUGGGGUGUUCAAAACCCUUUUUUCUGAAGUCAGCCAUUACUAUCUCCCGCCGGACAGUAACCAGGGGUCCACUGCCAGCAACAGCCGGUCCACAAGCAAUAAAGAGCGGAAGCUUCCGGGGCCUCAGGACUAUGAGGGCAGGGAGAAGAGGGAGCUGGCUGCAGGCCACAGCUACCGCCUCAGGGUGGCGGGCAUCAACUGCUGUGGCCAGGGAGACUUCAGCCCCAUCAGUGAGUUCAAGACCUGCCAGCCCGGCUUCCCUGGGGCGCCCUCUGCUGUCAGAAUCACCAAGGCCAAUGAUUCUGUCCACAUUACAUGGGAAGCCCCGCCCUCUCCCUCAGGGAAAAUCCUGGAGUACUCCAUGUAUCUGGCAGUGAAGAAGAGCCGUUUGAGCAGCUCUGAGGGACCUGGCCAGAUGGCCUUCAUCCGCAUCUACCGUGGCACCAAGACUUGCUGCACAGUUAACUCCAGCCAUCUGGAUAAUGCACAGAUCGACUGCUCCACACCCAACCGGCCAGCCGUCGUCUUCCGCAUCGCUGCAAAGAACGAGCAGGGCUAUGGCCCUGCAACACAGAUCCGCUGGAUCCAAGAUACAAGCAAACUGCGAUCAAACAGGCCAGAUAGCCCUACCACGGCGGGCCAGGAUGCAGCUGACAGCUCGAGCUGAAGUCUUCAGUCUGGCGUUUUGCGGUCUGCAGGAAAGACAAUACGAGAUGUGCACUCCGAAAGGUGGACUCAUUAUCUGGUAUACAAAAAUUUGUGUGUUGCAUUCGCUGUAUAGUUUUAACUUAUUUUCAUAUAUUUAAUCUUUUUUGUUUUCAUUUAAAUGAAUAGAUAUUUUUUCCACUGAAUUUAUUGACAGAUUAGUUUUGUAAAAUAGCUGUUUUUUUAAUGAUAUAUAAUGAAUACCUUAACCAAACUGUACAUGUGUUUUGAGAAUGGCUCUUUUCAUGUUGUUGCAGUUUUGAAUGAAUUGUGGUUUAUAAGUUGUGUUUUGGGCCUGGUGUCUUAUUUCUUAAUUGCUCGGGUAAAUACUUUAAUCAAAUUUUAUUUUCGGCACAGUUCAGUGUUAUUGCUAACAUUAUUAAAUGAACUUCCAUCAGAAUCCAUCCACCCAUGUUUAUGGGUGACGACUUGUUCUUUCGGAGAAGAUCCUUUGUUUUUGCCCCUCCCCUUUUUAUUUCUCCUCAGUCGUAUCAGGCCAGUUACCCCACUCUCCCAAGCCGUCCCGAUCACUGCUCCACCCCCACCCCAGACCCACAGACACGGCCUAUUGUGUCUGUAGGGACAGGGAGAAGGUCCGUUUUGGUUUUGUUUUAAUUUGGCAGUGGGGAGUAAAGCCAUGCGUUACUCUUCAGUGUAUUCUCCAAUGAUUAUUGUUCUUAAACAAAGCGAACUGCCUGCUGAUGGGUGAGAUGUUUUUACUUGCUUCCAAUACAUAUUGGUUUCUUUCAAAAAGAUUUUGUUAAUCAAGCAUUUUCUCCCCAAUGCUUGAGUUGGAAUUUUCCGUAUUCGGCUUCGUUUCAAGAUAUUUACUUGUUUCUAGAAAUUCCUGGAACAAAGGAAAUUAUCUCACUUCAUUUGCACUAAUUUGUACUUGUUAGGAGAAAAAUAACUCGAGCAACUUAUCAUUUGCUUGGUCAGUAUGAAGGAUGUUUUACAGGGUUAAAACUGCAUCCACGACAGCUCCAUAUUCAUUCAUUCAUUAUCCAAACCACUUAUCCUUACUCAGGGUUGCAGGGAUGCUGUAGUCUAUCCCAGCAGUCAUUGGGCGGCAGGCAGAGAGACACCCUGGACAUGCCGUCAGUCCAACCCAGGGCCGACACACACAUUCACACCUAGGGAAAAUUAAGUACGGCUGAUUCACCUGAUGUCACCAUGCCCUCGUGGCACGGUGGCGCAGUGGUUAGCGCAGUCGCCUGACAGCAAGAAGGUCCUGGGUUCGAGCCCCGGGGUUGUCCAACCUUGGGAGUCAUCCCGGGUCAUCCUCUGUGUAGAGUUUGCAUGAUCUCCCUGUGUCUGCAGCUCCGUAUUACCUCUUCAUAUAUGUCUGUCCCAUUUUUUCCUCAGUAGACCAUUUCAGACAUGGGGGAGAUCACAAUGAAAUUAUCUUACACUCAAGUCCGCUUGACUCCAGUUACUGUUUCAAUACUGGUAUUUAGACCCCCCCCCCUUUUUCUCCCCAGUUGUAUCUGGCCAAUUACCCUACUCCUCCAAGCCAUCCUGGUGCCAAACCCCCCCCCCCCCCCAAUCCGGGGAGGGCUGCAGACUACCACAUGUCUUCUCCGAUACAUGUGGAGUUGCCAGCCUCUUCUUUUCACCUGACAGUGAGGAGUUUCACCAGGGGGGACAUAGCGCAUGGGAGGAUCACGCUAUUCCCCCCAGUUACCCCUCCUCCACUGAACAGGCGCCCCAACCGACCAGCGGAGGCGCUAGUGCAGCGACCAGGACACAUACCCACAUCCGGCUUCCCACCCACAGACACGGCCAAUUCUGUCUGUAGAGACGCCUGACCAAGCCGGAGGUAACACAGGGAUUCGAUCCGGCGAGUCCCGUGUUGGUAGGCAAUGGAAUAGACCGCUAUGCUACCCGGACGCCUCCGGUAUUUUAAUCCAACACCAUGCAGUAUGAAUGAAAGGAAGCGCAGCAGUUGUUGGGUUUUUGAUAUGAAUUGGAUGUAUCAGAGGUCUAAGUAGAUAUUAAGUUGUUAAUGACAUCCUGUCUUUGAGAUGAAGAAAUGUGUAAUAACACUGCUGUUACUGACAGGAACUGAUUGGUGGGCCAUUCAAACUGCACUUGUGCUGAUCUAUCUAAAUAAUGAUAGACUUGUAUCUGCCAUUGCCUUUGGGCAUGUACAUGUUGAUAUGGGGAAUAUAGAGCUGAAAUGGCAUGGCUUUUGAUAUGUACAUGUAUGAUUUAUUAAAAACAA
This is a messenger RNA of Lampris incognitus (smalleye Pacific opah), 4632 nucleotides long. It is a transcript of the gene hcfc2, whose product is annotated as host cell factor C2. Gene Ontology annotation, molecular function: protein binding; transcription coactivator activity. Gene Ontology annotation, biological process: chromatin remodeling; regulation of DNA-templated transcription. NCBI's taxonomy places the organism in Eukaryota, Metazoa, Chordata, Actinopteri, Lampriformes, Lampridae. Gene Ontology annotation, cellular component: histone methyltransferase complex. The record is from RefSeq and is a predicted model, not a curated record.